AAAGCUCCGUCUACCAUACAUAAUCACCGCUCGUAGGUGCCUUGUUAUUCACUUUCUUUGUUCAAACGAAUCACCAACAUAUAAUAAAACAAUGUCUUCUUCAGGGCGAAGCUUAGAUAAGUAUCGAAUUCCACUGGGCGAGAUUAUGAGGGCCACAAAAAACUUCAGCUCCGAAACUCUGAUCGGAGAUGGUGGAUUCGGUUUCGUCCACAUAGGACAACUCUCUGAAGAAUGGAACAGACGCACAGUAGCCAUCAAAUGCCUCAAUCAGGAUGGUUAUCAAGGAAACAACGAGUUCCAUAAUGAACUCGAUAUGGUUUCCAGUUUCCAUCAUCCAAACAUCGUCACUUUCAUAGGUUACUGCGAUGAGUCCGAUCAUAUGAUCAUAGUUUAUGAGUAUGCUAUCAACAAAAGCCUGGAUCGUCAUCUCCAAGACCCGCAUAAGAUGCGUAGCUUAACAUGGACACAUCGCUUGAACAUUUGCUUAGGUGCAGCAAAAGGUCUCAAGUACCUACACUCUGGUCUAGGGGAAGACAAAAGAGUAAUUCAUAGAGACGUGAAGAGUGCAAAUAUACUGUUAGAUGAGAAUCUGGAAGCCAAAAUCUGUGAUUUUGGUUUGUCAAAAUUUGGUACAAGAAAUCAGGAAGAUAGCCAAGUUCAUACAAAGGUCGCGGGCACAAGAUUUUACAUGGAUCCGGUUUACAACGAAAGAAGCAGCCUCACCAAAGAGUCAGACGUGUACUCGUUUGGAGUGGUUAUGUUUGAAAUGUCAAGUGGCACACUCGUUUAUAAUCCAAAGUGCUUUGGAGAUGAUGAUAACCCACAAUAUCUCAUUAAUGUGGUCCGGAGAGUCUAUGAUGAUGUAAAAAAGGCAGCCGACCCAGACAACUUAAUCGAUCCUAUUAUUAGAGAUGGUAUUAAUUUGAAGUCUUUUCAUACAUUUAACAAAAUUGCACAUGAGUGCCUUAGCCUGGACUUACACAAACGUCCACCGCUAGCUAGGAUCAUCCGGAAGAUUGAGCUUGCACUAAAGAUUCAAUUAAACCAUCAUGAAUCACCUUCCUCCAUUACCACACGAAUCCUAGACAGUUAUAUAAUUCCACUUGAGCAAAUAAACUUGGCUACCAAUAACUUCAGUAGGGAAACAUAUAUCCGAGGCUAUGGACGUGGAGUAGGAGAUAGUGGACCACUCUAUGCACGGUGGCAAAACCACACCAAUGUGAUCAACCGCUUAAAUCCGAAAAGCUACCCAGGAGAGAACGAAUUCAAUAAGGCGCUCCAGAUAGUGUCCAGUUUUCACCAUCAAAACAUAUCUCGUUUCGUUGGUUACUGUGUAGAAGGCGAUGAGAGGAUUAUAGUUCAUGAAUAUUGUGUCAACGGGAGCCUUUCUAGUUACCUCAAUGACUCGAAAAAGAGGAGGCUUCUGACAUGGGCACAACGUUUAAAGAUUUGCUUAGGGGUAGCACGAGCACUCCAGUACCUUCAUUUGGCUCUUGGGGAGGACAAUGAAGAAAUAACUGGAAACAUUAUGUGCAAUAAUAUAUUGUUAGAUGAAAGUGUGGAAGCCAAAAUUUGUUUUUUUGGUUUGUCAAGUCAAGGAUAUUCCACAAGAAUGGGACCACGCGAACACAUAUCAAACAUGUUCUCAUUUGGCAUGAUUAUGUUUGAAAUUUUGAGUGGAGGCGAACGUUAUGCACUAGCAGGAGAUCUUGAGCCAGGAAAUGAAAUAGAUAUACUUCUAGAGUACUAUGAUAACAAUGAACUCGAUCAAUUCAUUGAUAAAUAUAUAAGUGAUCAGAUUGAUGGCCGUUGUUUGAAGAUAUUUAAAGAAACCGCAUAUCGGUGUGUAAUGAGGGGCAGGUGGUUACUCAGGAGCCUUCAGCCAGGAGGCCGUGGGAUGAACCGUGUUGCAGCCCGCAGGGAUCGUGGUGCACGCAUUACCAUGGAUGAAGUCGUUCAGAAGCUUGAGGAUGCAGCGGAUUUUGAAUGAAAUGGAAACUAGGAAUACCAUGGACUAUACAACUUUCUUUAUCAUUUUUUUUUUAUAAUUUUCAAAAAAUAAUGGUGUUGUUUUUUAGUUAGUCUUAAAAAAUCAGUGAUAUAUUUUUUUAUGUGUGAUCAAUAUAUGUGAUUCUAUUACUCUAUUAAAAUUUUAGAAUAUGUUUUCUAUGUU
Lactuca sativa (garden lettuce) is the source of this 2173-nucleotide messenger RNA. Its product is annotated as putative receptor-like protein kinase At5g39000. Gene Ontology annotation, biological process: protein autophosphorylation. Gene Ontology annotation, cellular component: plasmodesma; plasma membrane. Gene Ontology annotation, molecular function: transmembrane receptor protein tyrosine kinase activity; ATP binding. The record is from RefSeq and is a predicted model, not a curated record. Lineage: Eukaryota; Viridiplantae; Streptophyta; Magnoliopsida; Asterales; Asteraceae.